Messenger RNA from Drosophila eugracilis, 1521 nucleotides. RefSeq names its product trimethyllysine dioxygenase, mitochondrial (gene Tmlh). Gene Ontology annotation, molecular function: trimethyllysine dioxygenase activity; iron ion binding. Bases 37 to 1131 code for a protein of 364 amino acids. NCBI's taxonomy places the organism in Eukaryota, Metazoa, Arthropoda, Insecta, Diptera, Drosophilidae. The transcript is spliced from 2 exons. Gene Ontology annotation, biological process: carnitine biosynthetic process. The record is from RefSeq and is a predicted model, not a curated record. Gene Ontology annotation, cellular component: mitochondrion.
CUCUUUAAAUCUGUCGGUCGUUCAACUAAGAAUAAAAUGUUGCUCUUGAACCAUCCAAAAACCGGCCAAAGUCUGGAGAUCAAUGAAUUUUGGCUCCGUGAUCAUUGCCGGUGUGGAGAAUGUCUAAACUUGGAUACAAAUCAGAGGCGCUAUGAUAUCUUAGACUUACCUGCCGAUGUAAAGCCGCUGAAUGUUAAAUACGAAGGGAUAAACCUAAAAGUGCAGUGGAGUGACGGUCAUCAGUCCAGCUAUGACGUGGACUUCAUAUUUGAAUCCCAGCUGGAGCAGCUGAUAAGCCGGCGGUCAAAGGCCACCAAUCUGACGCCCUGGAAUCGCAGCAUUAUCUUGCAAAACGAACGCCACUUGAGAUUCAGUUUGCCCAAGCUGGUUUCCAGUGAUGAUGAAGUCACAUCUUUGGUAGAAUCUCUAGUCCGUUAUGGCAUUGUCUUCAUCGAUGAUGUAGUUCCCACACCAAAUAUGACCGAGUUAGCUCUACGUCGGGUUUUCCCCCUUAUGAAAACAUUUUUUGGUGAAAUGUGGACUUUUAGCGAUAAACCGGAUCACGCGGAUACCGCAUAUACCAAACUGUAUUUGGGUUCCCACACAGAUAAUACAUAUUUCUGCGAUGCCGCUGGAUUGCAGGCUCUUCAUUGCAUCGAACACUCGGGUUCUGGUGGUGAAAACUUCUUUGUAGAUGGUCUUCAUGUGGUUCAUGAACUGAAAUGUCGUUUUCCGGCUGCCUAUAAUCUGUUAUGCAGAGUUCUGGUUCCUGGUGAAUAUAUUGAAAAAGGAGAGCACCAUCGCCAUUCGGCUCCUAUAAUACAAGUGGAUCCACUUACUCAGGAAUUUGUUCAACUCAGACUGAAUGUCGCCGAUCGAGCUGUUUUCAAUACUAUCCCCCAAUCCGAGAUGAGCGAGUUCUAUGAGAGUCUAAGGCAGCUUUUAAAAAUUGUUAAAGAUGAUGAACAGCAGUGGAAUCUGAAGUUAUAUCCUGGCAGCAUUGUGCUCUUCGAUAACUGGAGAGUUCUCCAUGGUCGUCAGGCUUACACUGGAAGUCGUACUAUGUCAGGUUCUUAUGUGCAGCGUACGGAUUUCCUAAGCAAGGCUCGGGUUUUGGGAAUUAUCGAAUAAAACCUUUUUAUAUUGAAAGACAUUAUUAAUAAUUCAUAAUAAAAUAAAUAUAAUUUUGGUAUUAAUUAAAAGUUAUAGUCCUUUGUCUCCUUAUGAAGACUUGACAGAUCACUUAACCUACAGUUUCAAGAGUAUGCCUUAGGAUACCUUAAGAGCUGAGUAUUUAUGAAUCAUAUGAAAACAAUAAGAGAUGUAUUUAUUAUAAAUCCUACUGGGCUAUUUAUGAACUAGUAAGAAAAUACUGAAUUCUUGUUAAAUAAUGAUUUUUGAUAUAGAAAGAAAACAUUUCACAUUGUUUAAAUACAUUUUUCCUCAUCUGAGCCAGGGACCUUCUCCAAUUCAAUUUCGAUUGCAAAUGCCAACGCAUCAUAAUAAAAAGUUACGAUUACA